AUGGCAUCCAAACUGUCUUCCCACGGCUACAUCUCCUCGAACGACAGCAAGUUGUUCUAUGAGACGGAGGGAAACUCGAAUGGGCCCACGAUCUUGUUCAUUCAUGGCCUAGGCGGCACGACGAACGCUUUUCAGCCUUUUAUCCCCGACCUCCAAGACUUCAACAUUGUGCGCUUUGAUUGGUCUGGUCAUGGCCGAAGUACUACGCCGGCGACCACUAGCAUCGACUCUUAUGUCGGAGAUUGUCUUGCUGUGAUGGACGAGUUGAAGUUGAAGGACGUCAACGUCGUUGGACAUUCAUUAGGUGGCUUGAUUGCUUUACACCUGGCAGCCAAGGCCGCUGAUCGGAUCAAAAGCCUCGUCUUGUUUGGUCCCGUCAGUCCCCCGCCAGAGGCUGGCCAACAAGCACUAAAAGGCCGUGCCAAAGCUGUCCGGGAGAAUGGCAUAGUGGGAGUCGCCGACACCGUGGUUGGGAACGCUUUCGCUCCGGAGUCGUACAAGUCAAAGAGAGGCGAAGUGGCGCUAGCCCGCGAAAUGUUGACGCGACAAGACCCUGAAGGUUACGCUCUGGCCUGUGAGGCGUUGGCCAAGGGCCAGGCUGCUCCUUUCGACCGCAUCAAGGUGCCAGUUGCUGUCGUAUCAGGCAAGGAAGACAAAGUCUCCACCGUGGCAGCUGGUGAGACGGCGACCAAGAAUCUGGGAUCGAAUGCGAAGCAGACGGUCCUCGAAAGUGUAGGACACUGGCAUAUGCUCGAGGCAACUGAGAAGUCGGUUGAGAUCAUCAAGAGCACCUUCUCAUAG
Molecule: messenger RNA, 801 nt
Organism: Fonsecaea erecta
Lineage: Eukaryota; Fungi; Ascomycota; Eurotiomycetes; Chaetothyriales; Herpotrichiellaceae
Exons: 2
Coding region: 1-801 (266 amino acids)
Source: RefSeq, a predicted model, not a curated record